Molecule: messenger RNA, 1757 nt
Organism: Daldinia vernicosa
Lineage: Eukaryota; Fungi; Ascomycota; Sordariomycetes; Xylariales; Hypoxylaceae
Product: nitrogen permease regulator 2
Exons: 2
Coding region: 186-1541 (451 amino acids)
Biological process (GO): negative regulation of TORC1 signaling; positive regulation of autophagy
Cellular component (GO): GATOR1 complex; vacuolar membrane
Molecular function (GO): GTPase activator activity
Source: RefSeq, a predicted model, not a curated record
CUGAAUGUUGAACUGCUUCACAACCCGCCCAACCAUGUUCUUAGGUUAAGGAAAUUGCAACCAACGACGCAUUCUAUUGGGAUAUGAGUAAAAUUAUGAGCUAAAUUUUUAUUGGUACAUAAUAACUACUUGGAAAUGUGGCCAUCCUUAAGUGUGUGGCAGUUUGUGUACGGCCGAACAUUCAGAUGAUUCAAGGAAUCUUUUACGCGAGGUUUCUUCCUCAAGAAGGAACCAAGAUCGUAGCUCAAUCCCCACCAGGAUGUAUCGUGGCAACAACAUAUACGCCGCAUCUCAAACCACCCCUGGUCGACUUCGACAUAAUCCAGGAGUACAUCAUCCCGCGGAAAGCUUUCUUCAACCGGUUCAUGACGGUAAACUCACCGGAUAAUAAAUACAGCAUCCUGCUAUUCCCAGUCUCCAUUCCCAAUGAGAGAUACCAUCGUAACGAGUUCAUAUUCAACUUCGGGCUAGUCAUAGAAUCAGAUGUAGACCAGAUCCCGUACGAGAAGCUGGUGAGGCGUCUAGCAGUAACCUUCGCUGAGAUGGAGCGUCAGCAUGGGUACCUAAGCUCAGAAGGGCGGGUGGACGAUGGCAGACGGCCCAUCGAAAGCUUGCUAGAGAUCGUAAAGGAAGACCUCAACAACUACGGCGAGUGUAUGAUCCCCGUCGACGACGCCAACACCCUCAAUAUGAAGCUUUUCCCUUACCACCCACCUCCCGCACAUGUCCGCGGCUGGCAUGUGCCCGUGCCCAAGAUGAAACUCGCCGACAUCGUCGACCCUACGUGGGACUUAACGCUGCAGAAGAUCAUCCCUCACGUUGAUGGCGUCAACGACGUACGCCGCAUCGCGUGGCUGGCCGACGUAUCCUUACCGCUUACACAAAUCGCGCUGCAGCACCUUCUAUACUACGACACGAUUCUCCUCUUAGACAUGUUCUUCUUUGGUAGCUGCUACGCACCGAGGCCCGGCGUACACGAUUUCAUCGUCAACAGGGACGGUAUCGUUGAUGAGUGCUCCGGGUAUGUAUGCGUUAGCAAUCCCCUUACUGGUAGCAGUAGUACUGUCAAUACGUCGUCUACUACUAGCACCACCGAGGACGGACAUGAUACCGCAACGGAUGCCGAUGUAGGACGGCAACAGCAGCAGCAACAGCCGGUAUCACACUACCAGCUGGUGAAGCUGAUGACCACGUUUUGCGCAGGGCGCAGUGUCAUGGAAUGGAUUAAGCUGCACCAGGAUGCGGGAUUCGACGUUCUCCGACACGUAGACGUGCGGCGGCUAGUUCAGUUCGGAGUGAUCAAGGGGUUAUUGUACCGGGUGCACAAGUAUGUUGUGUCAAAGCAAUGUCUUGAGGCUCUAGCGACAGGUAGACGCGUAUUAUCCAGAAGCGAUGAUGGUGAAGAGGAUACAUUGCUGCGAUACGCUGAUGGCUGCCACUGCUUCGACCAGAUCAUCACCGAGCAGAACAUGACGGAUGGCGAGAUCAUGAGGAAGCUGAGAAGUCUUGAACCGGGAGAUCGCACCGUGUUCUACCGGUAGUGGGUUCACGGAGGCAAAAGUGAUUAUAAAAGAAUAGCCGAAUGGAUGAUUCGCUAUGGUAGCAAAUAGGUUAUUCGAUGGAUCACAGCUCUAAGGCCGAUUCUAAACUUCUCUCUGUCAGGCAUACAAUCACGCGCUCGCAAGAGUAACCAAGCAGAUCAAACAGGUAUAUUUUGCUAGGCAGGCAGCAUGAUAGGCAACUAUGUUAGGAUUGUA